Priapulus caudatus is the source of this 2392-nucleotide messenger RNA. Its product is annotated as forkhead box C1-B-like. The transcript has a single exon. Gene Ontology annotation, biological process: regulation of transcription by RNA polymerase II; cell differentiation; anatomical structure morphogenesis. NCBI's taxonomy places the organism in Eukaryota, Metazoa, Priapulida, Priapulimorpha, Priapulimorphida, Priapulidae. The record is from RefSeq and is a predicted model, not a curated record. Gene Ontology annotation, molecular function: DNA-binding transcription factor activity, RNA polymerase II-specific; RNA polymerase II cis-regulatory region sequence-specific DNA binding. The coding region runs from base 62 to 1585 and encodes 507 amino acids.
UUACGUUGUUGCUGCUAUACUACGUAGAGGAUUGCAUCCCCGGGCGGCGAAAGCAGCUCGCAUGGGCAGGAGCGGCGCUCUCGCACCUCAGCAUUCGGAAUACGAUAGUCAGUACCCCCGACCGACGGCCCCGAUGCAGGUCGGCUAUCCUUCCUACACGGCGAGCAGCCCAAGUCCGAGCGGACUGGGAGCGAUGCCGCCGCUGCCGUACGACCAGGCGGGCUACUACCGUCAGAGCUACUCGACGAUGGCGGCAAUGAAUCCCGGGAUGACGGGCAUGUCCGGCAUGUCGAUGGGUUCGAUGAGUUCCAUGUAUCACGACCAGUACGGCACGAUGGCGGCGGCGGCGCGGCCGUACGCGAGCCCGUACGGCGCCGCGCAGCAUCACGCGCAGGCGAAGGACAUGGUGAAGCCACCCUACUCGUACAUCGCGCUGAUCGCGAUGGGGAUUCAGAACGCUCCCGAGAAGAAGAUCACGCUCAACGGCAUCUACAGCUUCAUCAUGGAACGCUUUCCGUUCUAUCGCAACAACAAGCAGGGCUGGCAGAACAGUAUCCGUCAUAAUCUCUCCCUGAACGACUGCUUCGUCAAGGUGGCGCGCGACGACAAGAAACCGGGCAAGGGCAGCUACUGGACGCUCGAUCCGGAAUCACUCAACAUGUUCGACAACGGUAGCUACCUGCGUCGGCGGCGACGCUUCAAGAAGCAGAAGGACCCGGAGCGCGACAAGGCGAUGCGACAUGCCCACAAGGAGGACGGUGAGACUCCGUUGCGGGGCCGGGACCACGUCGGCAGUCCCGAGCGUAACAAUAGCGGUGACGCGAGCAAGGACUCGUGCGUCUAUCAGACGGGCGGCGGUGCCGACGAACCGCUCGCCGACGUCAGCGGCGGCGACUCGACGGAUCGCGACACUCAGGAAUCGUCGUCGGCGGCGGCCGUGACCAAACUCGAGCCGAUCGACAUCAAGGCGAGCGAGCUGUCGUCGUGCAUGAAGCCGGACGUGCCGAAAGCGCCGCUGCAGCCGACGAACGCCGCGCUGCUCGACGACGCGCAGGGCGUCAGUAACUUCUCCGUCGAGAACAUUAUGACGAACGCGGCGACGAGCACGGCCGUCGACGUCGGCACGACGGUGACGACGUCGUCGCCGCGCGACCACUACCUGAUGGGCGGGUACGUGCCAAGCGGCGCGCGCGACGCCGGACUGUACUCGGCGAGCUGCGGGCAGACGAACAAUCUCUACCAGUGCAGUAUGCAGAGCUACAACGUGGUGAAUCGCGACAGCAGCAUGCAGCACAUGAGUAUCGUUCCAUCGCAGGUCGAGGACGGACAGGUGAUGACGCAGCUCGGCAGCGCUCCGCCGUCGAUGCUCAGCCAGCAUCAGUCGUACAUCACGCGCACGAACCCGUGGUAUAGUGAGGCGUCGGUGCGCGCUGCCGAUCCGACGGGCAGCUACACAAUGUACGACGCCAGCCGGUACCUGUCGCCGGCACCCGAACAUCUGAACUCUAGCGCCUGCCAGGCGGGUCUCCGGUCGGCCUACCGAACGCCGACGUCCGGCUAUCCGUACGACUGCAGCAAGUUCUGACAACGGUACUGAAAGACUAAUCACAUUUUUCUCACACUCACUGUUUCUCUUCUGUCUCUUCCUCUCUCGCUGCUGCUGCUGUUGCUGCUGCGGGAUGUCAUUCGAAGCGAUACCUGCGUACGCGCGUGCGUGUAUCAUCAUCGUCGUCGUCGUCGUCGUCGUAGCCAUCGUCGUCAUCGUCGCGCACGCGGAUGGCGACGCCGCUGCACAUAUAAAUAUAAAUACGUAUACACACGUAAAUUACGUUCGUUUUUUUUAAAAAGAAAAAAUCAAAUAGCCUCCCGUAUUAUACGGGAUGCAGAUCGGAGACAGCAUUGCGUUGGUGGCGUUAUUGUCACGAAAGCAGGUUCGCUGAGAUGAUAUCUUGAAGUAAUUCCUUGUUGACAUUGUAUAAGCGCUGUUAAAUCGAUAUAGGAUGCACGUAAUCAUUACGAACUUGGUGUGGUAUUAUUAGUAUAUAUAUUUUAAAUAUUUGUUUUGACAAUGCGGUUCCCCUAUAAAUAAGUCGCGCAUGCUAACCUGCCAAGCUUGCGCCCUAUAUGAGUAACGUAUAGUUAUAUAGCUGUUGUGAAAGGUAAUAUCGCGACGGUACCAUUGCUCUUUCUGACAUGUGUGUAAAGGGUUGCAUCUUCGUAAACGUUACAGAGCAAUAGCAAACUAUAUACGAUAUCCAGCAAACUGACAAUCUCUCUUCGGACAAGCGACAUGUUAUAUUAGCGUUCGUCGUCGGAUUUCCAUCUGCGUGUAAAAAUUUGAACUAGAUUGGACAGUGACACGAUCGAUCACAUUAAAUAUGUUAAACAACAA